AAAGACAGUUCUACCCUCUCACCCAAUUCCCCCGUAAACGCCUAAGUUUGUCGUCGAGAAAAUUGCAAUGGCCGAGAAAAGCAAGAUUCUGAUCAUCGGAGGAACAGGGUACAUCGGAAAGUUCGUGGUCCAAGCCAGUGCAAAAUCCGGCCAUCCCACCUUCGCUCUCGUCAGAGAAAGCACAAUUGCCGAUCCUGUUAAGGGAAAACUCAUCCAGGAGUUCAAGAACUCCGGCGUCACCUUGCUCCACGGAGACUUGUACGACCACGAUAGCUUGGUGAAGGCGAUAAAGCAAGUGGAUGUGGUGAUAUCUACAGUAGGAUUCAUGCAGUUAGCUGAUCAGGUGAAGAUCAUUGCUGCCAUCAAGGAAGCCGGGAAUGUUAAGAGAUUCUUACCUUCAGAAUUUGGAAACGAUGUGGAUCGUGUUAAUGCGGUUGAACCAGCAAAAUCCGCGUUUGCAGCAAAGGUUCAAAUGCGCAGGGCCAUCGAGGCUGAAGGGAUUCCCUACACCUUUGUAGUGGCCAACUGCUUUGCAGGCUAUUUUCUCCCUACAUUGGUCCAGCCAGGCGUUUCUGCUCCUCCCAGAGACAAAGUCAUCAUAUUAGGGGACGGAAAUCCAAAGGCAUGCUUUAACAGGGAAGAUGAUAUUGGAACCUACACCAUCAAAGCUGUGGAUGACCCAAGGACAUUGAACAAGAUCCUCUACAUCAAACCUCCCAACAGCACACUCUCAUUUAAUGAGCUUGUUUCCUUAUGGGAGAGUAAGAUUGGCAAAACCCUUGAAAAGGUUUAUGUUCCAGAGGAGCAAGUUCUGAAGGACAUUCAAGAGGCCCCAAUGCCGAUUAAUGUUUUCUUAUCGAUCCAGCACUCUGUUUUUGUGAACGGAGACCAAACUAACUUUGAGAUAGAGCCCUCUUUCGGGGUGGAAGCUUCUGAGCUUUAUCCUGACGUCAAAUACUGCACUGUGGAUGAAUAUCUCAGUGCGUUUGUCUGAGAGAUUCAAACCCUUCUCUUAUUAUUGAAGUUAAGCAAUAAUCACGAAGUUAAUGGCAGAGGUGGGUUGAGGAGUCUUUCGGAUCAUUAAUUUGCCUCUCGUUUUCCUUCCACACAAUGAUAUGAUAUGAUAUGAUGCUGCUGCGGUUCCAUAUUAAUGGCCUCAGUGAAGGUCCAGAGAAACUAUGACUUGUAUCAGACUCUGUUAAUGUAAUCCUUUUCCCUUUCCUUAUACGUAUGGUAAAAUAAAUACAAAAGCUUCUAU
Messenger RNA from Vitis vinifera (wine grape), 1258 nucleotides. It is a transcript of the gene IFRL4, whose product is annotated as isoflavone reductase-like protein 4. The record is from RefSeq and is marked provisional. Lineage: Eukaryota; Viridiplantae; Streptophyta; Magnoliopsida; Vitales; Vitaceae. Gene Ontology annotation, molecular function: oxidoreductase activity.